AUCAUCUUCGCUCUUGCCUCAAUGGUCAUCCUCGCUCACCUUGCGAUUGGAAAACCAUCGGUAUCAUCCAAUGCUGGCUCUGACGAAUCAUCAGUAGAAACAGUUAACGAUGAGGAACCAUCAUUGUCAUUUACGGGCCAUCAUAAUGAAACAGCAGAGGGAACAACAGGACGUGGGUGUCCAAGAGAUUCAGAAAACUUAACCAAAAAAUGUGGUAAACGGGGUGCCUACUGCGACGUCGACUGCAUAAAAUGUUGCAAAGGUCUUCGUUGUUACGCUGAUUAUCGUAGCCGUAAGAUUUGCCACUAAAGUUAUAAUCUAUUCCUUAUCCGCGCUUAAUACUUAUUAGUAUCUCAAAAUCUCUAUACUGACAUACAUGCAAUGUGCACAUAUAAUGGCAAUGACAUUAAUAAAAAAAUAAUUGGGAGCAUUUAAAA
This is a messenger RNA of Bemisia tabaci, 437 nucleotides long. Lineage: Eukaryota; Metazoa; Arthropoda; Insecta; Hemiptera; Aleyrodidae. The record is from RefSeq and is a predicted model, not a curated record.